Molecule: messenger RNA, 3918 nt
Organism: Acytostelium subglobosum LB1
Lineage: Eukaryota; Evosea; Eumycetozoa; Acytosteliales; Acytosteliaceae
Exons: 4
Coding region: 1-3918 (1305 amino acids)
Biological process (GO): rRNA processing; tRNA export from nucleus
Cellular component (GO): UTP-C complex; CURI complex; small-subunit processome
Source: RefSeq, a predicted model, not a curated record
AUGGUAGAGAAGAGAAAGCAACAACAAUCAAAGGUUGUUGCGACAACUACAUCAGCAACAACAUCAAAGAAACAAGUUGUUAGCAACAUAGAUCAACCAAAGAAGAAGACAAAGAAUGUAGUCAAUGAAACAUCAAUCACAGACUCUAUAAUGGCAUUGGGAGGUGGAUAUGAUGAUGAUGUCGAUGAGGAUUAUACUUAUGAAUCAAAGUAUUAUAAUGAUGAACAUGAUGAUGAUAAUAGUGAUGAUAAUGAUGAUGAUAAUAGUGAUGAUGAUGAUGAUGUGAUGGACGAUGACACAGAGUUACCAGAUGAUCAUGAUUAUAUCGAUGGAAUGGAUGAUGAUGAUAAUAUGAUGGAUGAUAGUGAGCGAGCUGUCGGUGGAAUCAAUGUUGCCGUCGACAAGGAGGCCAAGAACCCAAGAAACAGGGGUCUGUUUGUCAAGUCCAGCACACCAACCGAUACAUCACGCGCCGUCACAUCAGAGGAGAUGCAAGAGUUCCGUGAGACACACGAACUAUUCAACUCCAAUCUCUUCAGACUCCAAAUCGCCGAGUUCUUCAAAGAGCUCAAAGUCAACUUCACCAAGACCACAGCGCUCGAGUCUGCACUCUUUGAGCUCAAGACCAUAAUUGAAUCAAUCCCUGAUCAAACAGUCAACGUAUUUAGCAACAUGAUUGAGAGCGUAAAGAUAAUGGAUAUUGUUGGAGAGAAUAUUGAUUUGGCAUUUAGCAAGCCGUUGAAUGUGGAGAUUGGUGGAAGUUAUAUGAUCAAGACAGUGAUCAAGUCCAAUCCUAAUGUGGACAUGAUCGUGGAGAUACCCGAGACGAGCAUCGGCAAGACCGACGCCAACAACUUCAAGUACUUCACCAAGAGGAAUCUGUACAUGUGGACACUGGCCAACGAGAUACGCAAGCACGCACGCUUUGCCAACGUGUCAUUCACGCACUUUGGCGGAGACUCGAACAAACAGAUCAUUGUCGUGCGACCCAAGGAGGACGCGACCACUGGCGCACACACCAAGUUCACCAUCCGCAUCAUCCCCUGCGUGUCGCGCAGUCUCUUCCGCAUGGACACCAAGUUCAAUCCUGAUGCCAACUGCAUCAUCACCGACGACACCUCCAAGCCCAACCAAAAUGGUUCAUUCCUGGUCGACACAUACAGAGACAACGACAACGAUCAACUCGCCGCUGCCGCUAUCGCAGCCGAGUCAUCCGACUCUUCCAAGAAGAAGGGACCAAAGCCAUUCGAGUCCAUCCCAAGAUCAGCCUUUUACAACAAUGCUAUCCUCGAGGAUAUUAUGUAUUUGGAUCACAUGAACUUGAUCAAUGAUAAGAUACGCAGUGCACCAGUGUUGGUGGAUACGAUCCAGUUGCUCAAGGCAUGGCUACACGUCAAGAACAUCCCAACCAUCAACUCAUUCCACCUCUCAAUGUUGGUGGCCUACCUCUACUCAAUCGGUCGCAUCAAUCGCAAUAUGUCUACCUACCAAGCGUUCCGCAUGACCCUGGUGUUCAUCACCAAGGAUUUCAACAAGCCCCUUCAAUUCGAGUUGGAGAAGGGCUCCACUCUCACACUCGGCCAGUACACAGACAGCUUCAAGAAGCUGUAUCCAGUCGUGCUGCUCGAUCCAACUGGCCUGCUGAACAUUUUCUCGCGCGUCACCUCGUGGGGCUUCCGCGAGCUGCAACGCGAGGCCGCCACGGCCCUGCGCCACCUGGACCUCGGCGACGGUUUUGACGAGAUCUUCCUGAUCAAGACCAAGCCAUUGAUGUGCUGGGACUACAUCCUAAAGGUGAAGUUGUCCAAGGAGUGCGACAUGAAGACACCAGCAACCGACUACUACCACGAGGAGGCCUACUUUGAUCACAGGGUGUACAGGACAUUGUACCGCGCACUCACCAACCGUGCCCGCACCAUCACCAUCCUGCCCCACUCAGCGCCUGUCUGGAAGUUUGGCGCGCAGCUGCCCGAAUCGCACGAGCGCAUCAUCAAUGUGGGCAUCCAGCUCGACCAGACCAACUGGCUGCGUCUGGUGGACAUGGGCCCUUCGGCCGAUCACAAGGACGCCGACAAGUUCCGCAAGGCAUGGGGUCCCAAAUCUCAGCUGCGCCGUUUCAAGGACGGCUCGAUCCGUGAGGCCGCCACAUGGACGCCCAAGAAUGGACAGCGUCAACUGAUUGUAGAGGACAUUGCCAAGUAUAUCCUUGGCUUCCAGCUUAAGGUGCCAGCCACCAACGUCUCAUCGCACAUCAGUCACUUUGACAGGAUUCUCUAUAGCGCCAACAUGGACGACCGCACUCUGCUGGUCAUGCGCGCCAAGGAGGCCCUCGUCACCAAGAUCGAGUCGCUGGCGUUGCCACUACACAUCAACGAAUACAUGGCCAUGUCGCCUGCACUACGCUACACAUGCGUGCGCACCGCUCAGGACGACACAUACAUGCAAAACACUGUGAUCGAGGUCCUGCUGCACUUUGAGGACUCACGCUUUUGGACCUCGGACGUGGACUCGAUCUACGCACUCAAGGCCGCGUUCAUGCUCAAGAUGGCACGCGAGCUUACCGAACAGGACUACCAGCCACGCCUGACCGACGCGUACCUCGAUGUCAAGCAGGACGGCUUCCUGUUCCGCCUGAUCCCCUACUACCCCAAGGAGCUGGACUACCUCACCAGCAAGCACCAGGACAAGCUGAAGAGUGUGCUGUUGAUGCAGAGGACCAGCAUCCAUCACAAGUUUGUUCAGGCACUGCACACAUCAAACCCAUCAUACGGCCAUGCCACACGCCUUGCACUCCGAUGGUGCUACGCGCACAACUUCACCAAUCAGAUCGCACAACCCACCAUUGAACUGAUGAUGGCCAGCAUCUACAAGCCAUACACACCAGAGAAUGCCCGUGCGGCACACGAUCAGGACGACCAGACGCACCAGCCCACAUCGCCCAUGCUUGCCUUCCUGCGAUUCCUGCAUCUGCUGGCCACAUUCGAGUGGACCGAGCGUCCUCUGAUCGUGGACUUUGUCGACUCGCUCACCUCUGGCGACGUCUCUUCAAUCAACUCCAUUUUCCAACAACAGAAGCAGGCCAACAACCUGCCGAUGUUCUUCAUUGCCACAGACAAGGAUCGUCCAUCCGUGGCGUGGAAGGAUGUCAACCCACGCGACACAGACGGCAGCAUCAGAAAGCGUUUGGCACAGCUAGCCAAGGCUUCGCUUGACAUCUGCAUGGAGGCUUACAGCAAUGAUCAAUCACAGGUGGAGAUGACCACCAUCUUUGAGCCUAACUACACCGACUACGAUGUCAUUAUCACACUGAACGAUCAAUACAUUCCAGAUCGCGAGAGAGAGAUCAAGCGAUUGUUGUUGCAGCCCGCAGCUGCAGCCGCUGCUGCUCUGGCUGCCGCCCAGUCACCAUCCGUGCCCAGAGUAGCCACCGCCACCCCAGUAACUGCACCCACUCAAGUAUCUCUUGAGGCCAAGGCAUUAUCAUUGUUCAAGAACAUUAAGGCCAGUCAGCUGAUUGCCAAGCCACAGAAUGGCAGCACAGCUACUGGAUCAUCAACAACAAACAAGUCAGGCGUGGCGAACAAGAAUGGACAUUUGGAGGCAGGACUCAACAUGGUUGAGAUUUACAUCAAUAAGCUUAGCGAGCAGUUCAAGGAGUACUGCACAUUCGAGUAUGAUGGCGUUGGAGGCGAUAAGAUCGGCCUGAAGUGGAAGCAGGCCGUUCUCGAUCCAAUCCCAUUCAAGCCUAUCAAGGCACAGUAUUCAAUGCCAAUCGUUGAGCAAGGACAAAUCAAGCUGAAUAUCUUUGAGCUGGUACACGCUAUCAGUAGCAUGGGCGGCAAGCUGGUCAAGAACGUCUCCUUCAACAAAGGACACGGAGGUGCCAAGCUCUCCAACCUCGUCCAGCCACAACACUAA